Molecule: messenger RNA, 978 nt
Organism: Adineta ricciae
Lineage: Eukaryota; Metazoa; Rotifera; Eurotatoria; Adinetida; Adinetidae
Source: the annotation of a GenBank genome assembly
AUGGUGGUGGCGAAGAGAAUAGAAUCAAAUAAUCUUAACCAGACAAGAAGAAGCAGUAUCUCCUAUUCUAAAUUUGUUUUUAUUUACUGUUGUAUUAAUAUCGAAAAAAUGGGUCGACGACCUGCACGAUGCUAUCGGUACUGCAAGAACAAGCCAUAUCCAAAAUCUCGAUUUUGUCGUGGUGUACCUGAUCCCAAAAUUCGAAUCUUCGAUUUAGGCCGAAAGAGAGCCCGUGUUGAUGAAUUUCCCUUAUGCGUUCAUCUUGUCUCAGAUGAAUAUGAACAACUGUCCAGCGAAGCACUCGAAGCUGGCCGUAUUUGUGCAAACAAGUACUUAGUUAAACACUGCGGAAAAGAUGCAUUUCACAUUCGAAUGCGUGUUCAUCCAUUUCACGUCAUUCGAAUCAACAAAAUGUUAUCAUGUGCCGGUGCCGAUCGUUUGCAAACCGGUAUGCGUGGUGCUUUCGGUAAACCAUUAGGAACUGUUGCUCGUGUUAAUAUUGGUCAAGUUAUUAUGUCAGCUCGUGUCAAAGAUCAACACAAAGCUCAAACAGUUGAAGCUCUACGUCGUGCUAAAUUCAAAUUUCCAGGUCGACAAAAGAUCUUCGUCUCAGACAAAUGGGGUUUCACAAAAUUCACACGCGAAGAUUACGAUCGCCUUCUCCAACAAGGCCAACUCCAAUACGAUGGUGGCAAUGUCAAGUACUUACCCAACCAUGGNAUUGGUCAAGUUAUUAUGUCAGCUCGUGUCAAAGAUCAACACAAAGCUCAAACAGUUGAAGCUCUACGUCGUGCUAAAUUCAAAUUUCCAGGUCGACAAAAGAUCUUCGUCUCAGACAAAUGGGGUUUCACAAAAUUCACACGCGAAGAUUACGAUCGCCUUCUCCAACAAGGCCAACUCCAAUACGAUGGUGGCAAUGUCAAGUACUUACCCAACCAUGGUCCACUCGAACAUUGGAAAAAACGACAAGCUGUUUAA